This is a messenger RNA of Blumeria graminis f. sp. triticale, 612 nucleotides long. NCBI's taxonomy places the organism in Eukaryota, Fungi, Ascomycota, Leotiomycetes, Helotiales, Erysiphaceae. The record is from the annotation of a GenBank genome assembly.
AUGUCAAAAUAUACUUUUCUAGUGGCAUUUUUAGCUGUGCUCAGCCAUGCCGACCUCAAUGAAGUUCAGGAUAUUCAACUAACCCAGGUGCCGAUUGGGUUGGAGGUUCAGUGGGAAAACAAACAUAUGGCUGUAGAGGAGCAUCAUAUCCAUGAAUUUGACAGGCCAUCCUUCUUUACUCUCCAUGACUACGAUAGCAAUGGCCACUGGGACAUUUAUGAAAUUCUCAAGACUUACGGCAUGGACGAUCCUUCAGCUAGGGAUGUACCAGACAUGAAGAAGAACGAAAUAACGCGCACAAUACUAGCAUUGAUUGAUAAGAAUGCAAACAACAUUAUCGAGAAGAGCGAAUUCUUAGAGUUCGAAGGCUCGCUUCCAGAAUUUGGGUUGGGACCCGGACAUCAUUGGGAUAUGGAGACAGAGUAUGAAAUUCAUCAUUGGGAAAAAUAUCACGAUGAGAAUACCAAGGAAGAAGACUUGACGCAUCAAGAGGAUAUCGAACACUUUAAACUCCAUGAUGAGCUUGAGGAUGAGGCUCUUCGACAAGCAGGGCUCGAUAAGCUCACUAUAGUCGAGCAGAAUAUUCCAGCCAAGUUCAAGAGAAAUAAGUGA